AGUCAGUUUAGUUCGAGACAAUUGUUGACUGAAGUUGAAUCGUUCGUAAUUUUCGAUUCGUUGAUUAAUUCUUGGUGAUUGGUUGUGCUGUAAAUUGUAAACAACCAAAAUUAUUUUGAGCAUAGUUGUUCAAAUAUAAUCUGAUUCAUGGAAAAGCUAGAAAUUCAAUCAACAAACAGUAACAAAGAAACAAAAGAUUUCGAAAAUGUUUUAAAUCCAAGUAACGGUGUGGAACCUGCAUUUGUAAAAAUUUUACACGAGCUUAUUGAUGAUGUGUUGGCAGACUUUUGUUUUAAUGUGCAUCGUAGUAUGAAAUUAGGUUACUUUCCAAUGCAAGAAUAUGUUUUAAAAGAUAAGGACUUUGAGCUUUACAAACCUUCUCAAGAAAAUGACUCUCAAGCUUUUAACAAUUCAGGAUGUGAUAUAUUUGGCCACUAUAAAGGAUCUACAACUAAUCUUUGCUGCCCUUGUUGCGAUAAAAAGCUAUGCUCGUCUCGUUACGCACCUCAUUUGUAUCAAUGUAUGGGCUUUGGAAGACGAGUACAAGGAAAGAGAAAGACUACUAAGCGAGUGGAUUUAGACAUGUUUCAAAGUGAUCAUGAUGACGAUUAUAACAGUAGUGACUGUAACAGCUCAUCGAGAAAAAGGAGAAGGGGAAAGAACACAAGAAGGAAAGUAAAAGGAAAAAACAGUGAUACAUUUGUACCAUCUGCAGCUGAAGCAAAUUAUAGUGAAAUGACAAUAGAAACUAUACGGGAUUGUCUAAGCCAGAUGUGUGGAGUGAUUUCUGAACGUACUGGAAGAUUUUGCAGAAAUACCCUAAAAUGCUCAAUGCAUGUGGAUGAUCAGAGAAGAGAAGUUAGAGAUAUGCUUUUAGGAAGUAGUUCAACUGAUCAGCCUGCCGAUGACAUUCAUAUUGAUGUUGAUACUGUUGAUGAAAGUAGUCAUGCUCAGUUGUGGUAUACUAACCGUAAGACAUCUAAAAAGAACACUAUGGUUGUUGAAAGCAGUGCAAGUGCAGCUAGCACAUCCAGUAACAAACAAGAGGAUUAUUCUUCAUCUCUUUCAAAAUAUGCAUCUUAUUCCUAAGGAUCCUGUGGUAUAUGAAAAAAAUUUGUCUUGGAAGUCUUUUUGAUUACUCUACUAGUGUUACAAUUAAUCAUAAUACAUAGAAAUGUAGAUGGUAAUUCAAUUUUUCGGUGAUGUUUUUCAAAAAAAUUUUCAUUUAUAAAAAUUGUUUACUUCUUAAAAAUGUGAUAAAUACUUUUUUUUUUCCCCCUAUGGUAUUAACUUAACACAUUGGUUGUUUUAUGAUGGUAAAUAAUAUAUAUUGGAUAUUUGAACAUUAUGCAUUCUUUUUUUAUUUUAAAACUUUGUAUUGUAUAUGAGUGGCAUAUAUAUGCAUUCACAAAGAUACCCCUCCCAUCACAUUCGCACAUAUCUAAACACUUCAAUUAGCAUAUAUGUGAAUGAAAUUUAAAUUCUGCCUACAGAAUGCUCUUGUGCGUUUAGUAAUAUGUUCCUUUAAAAAAAUUUUCUCAUACAUGUGUGCAAAAUAAUUGUUAGUAGUUUCAGAAUGUGAAUCCCUUUAUAUUAUGAAAGCACUAAUGGAUAAUUAUUAAAAUGUUUUCUUGGAAUAAUUUUUAGAUUGUUUUUAAAAUUUUUAGUGAUUUUAAAUUUAAAUUAAUUUUUAUCCAUUGAGUAAUAUGAAUAAUUGUAGGAUUAUUUGAUAAUUUAAUUUUUUGAAUAAUAUCACAUAUAGUCAAAGUUGUAACACAAUUACUUCUCUGAAAUGGAACUGAUUAUGAAUUUAUUGUUAACUCUGGAUGAUGUUUGUUUUCUAUGUUGAUCGCAAAAAUUUACAUUUAACAGCUCCUUCAUCAACUGAAUUGUAGAUUUCCUUUUCUUGUGUAUAUUUUUCAUCAUGGAUUGGAAUUUCAUUUUUUUAAAUGUGUGUAAGAUUAAAAAUAAUAAAAAGA
Messenger RNA from Argiope bruennichi, 1979 nucleotides. It is a transcript of the gene Sgf11, whose product is annotated as ataxin-7-like protein 3. The transcript is spliced from 11 exons. Lineage: Eukaryota; Metazoa; Arthropoda; Arachnida; Araneae; Araneidae. The record is from RefSeq and is a predicted model, not a curated record. Bases 148 to 1089 code for a protein of 313 amino acids. Gene Ontology annotation, biological process: positive regulation of DNA-templated transcription; regulation of transcription by RNA polymerase II. Gene Ontology annotation, cellular component: SAGA complex; DUBm complex. Gene Ontology annotation, molecular function: transcription coactivator activity.